Molecule: messenger RNA, 1965 nt
Organism: Saprolegnia parasitica CBS 223.65
Lineage: Eukaryota; Oomycota; Saprolegniomycetes; Saprolegniales; Saprolegniaceae
Exons: 1
Coding region: 22-1965 (647 amino acids)
Source: RefSeq, a predicted model, not a curated record
CGCGCCCACAGUUCGAGACACAUGCAGCAACCACUCGGUCCGGUCCUCGUCAAGCUCAAGGCCACGUCGCUGCGGGAAUGGUGCGACCAUGCCGUGCAAGCCAUUGUGCUUUUACUGGGCGUUGGCAUCCUCGUCCUCGUCUCGGUUGACGCGACCGUCAACAAUUGGGCGGUCAACGACUUUGUCGGGAACGGCCACGCCUUUGUGUCACCACUCGGUCGCGUCGACAAUGCGCGGCAGCUCGAGAGCGAGUACAGCUUUGCGCUGCACCAUAGCAUCUCGGACCUUUCGCGUGUCGCCAACUGGAUGCUCAAUUUCACCGUGACGAGCAUGGUGUCACGGAGCCCGGAAAUGUACUUGCUCUCGGUCGGCACAUACACGCUCACGUCCGGCGCCGUCGACGUCUGCGGCCUCAUGAAAGGCGUGUACCCACUCGACUUGAAUGGCACGCGCACCACCCGCCUCGGCUUUGCGUCCAACUCGAUCAUGUACAUCCGCGGAGAUGCGCUCAGCCAUGCGUUCACGUCGGAUCGAUCCGACAACUUGGCGAAUGCGAGCAUGAAGUCGGCGGCGCUGACGAGCCUCGGAUAUGCCCCCGCACGCACCAACGUCGACGUUCGCUUGAUGCAAGACCUUGUCUUGACCAACACAUCGGCGGCCCAGACCCACAAUGUGCACUUUUACCGGAUUUUUCCCAAGAGCUUUUGCACCGGGUGCCACACGGUCGCCGAGCUUGGGUUCGGGUCGUGCAACAUGACGUUUGUGUACAACGACUCGGCCAAAGUGGUCAGCGUGACGACAAGCGCCAACCUGAUCGGGUCCGUCUACAAGGUCGGCUUGUUGUUGCCGCAGUCGAUGUUUUCAUCUGCGUCCCACUACGUGAAAGCGAUUGCGAUCGUGUUUGCGGUUGGCGGGUACUUGGCGAGCCGUCGGACGGUGCAGUGGAAAGAAUUCGAUGCGACCAAACUCGACUCGAUUUGGACCAAACUUUUCCGGAUCUUGUCGCCGAAAGUGUUUCCGUACCCAAGUUGCGCGCUCCGCUUUGACAUGUUUUGCUACAAUUCCGACAUUUUUGUCUUUUUGUUUGCGACCGGCGUCGUGCUCGAUAUGGAAAACAGCUUGUACUACCUCAAGACGAUGAACAUGUACAACGCGCCGGCACCCAUCUUUCGCUACUCGAUGCAGCUCUACGGAUUUACGACGCGACUGCUCUGGUUCAACUGCGCGCUCCUCAAGCUGCUCAAGAUCCUCUGGCACGUAAUUGGGUCGGCGAGCUUCAAUGGCGAGAGUGCCCUCAUGGCAUUUCUGAACCUCCGCAACGUCACGUCGCUCUACCUGAGUGCGAUCUUGCUCUUUUUCGUGCCGGCGUUCAUCGAUUACAACAGCAGCGUCACCAUGACGCUCGACAACGCCAACGAGUGCCUUGACACGAUCCACGUCGAUGCGUUCGAGAGCUACUACAUCCGCGCUGUGCCCGCAAUCGCAGUCGGUCUCGUCGUCAACGUCCUCUUGAUUGCUGCGUUGGACCAUAUGGUGCACUUCAACUACUGGCAGCGCGUGUCCAAGAACUCGCUCGCGCGCCAAGCCAUCUUCAACAGCAGCUCGAUUCUAUGCGACUACCUCGACGGCAUCGACAUGGACGGCGUGGCGGUGGUGCUUCAUUGCAAGGCGCGACGACUGAGCACGCUGCAGUGGUUCUUUAUGAGCCACAUGGUUAUGUUUGGCCUCCCCGAGAAGGAACUCCGCGCCAAAAAAAAGUACUUGGUCGGGUCCGCGGCCACCACCAACCGGACCGCCAUGCAGUCCAUGAAACUUCCGAGUGAGCCCAGCGCCAGCACUGGGCGCUACAUGGUGGUGCAGGACGGCGACCACCAUAUGCACCUCGUCGAUGAAAAUCUGAGCGAUGUGACCGCCCUUGUGUACAACAUCAAGGUGCUCAAGGACCUGCCAAUUACGAUCGAGUGA